Messenger RNA from Lolium perenne, 1386 nucleotides. NCBI's taxonomy places the organism in Eukaryota, Viridiplantae, Streptophyta, Magnoliopsida, Poales, Poaceae. The record is from RefSeq and is a predicted model, not a curated record.
AUGGCACUCCCCAAGAAGGCGCAAUCGCAAUGGUGCCGAUUCUGGUUCUACGCCAAGGAGUACACUCCCCCCGGCGAGGUCUGCAUCCCUCAGUACGAUCCUGAGCCCAACGUCCCGCGGCGUCUCAACGUCCGAUCGCUGCCGCGCGAGCAGGAGGAGGUGGUGAAGGGGAUGCGCCAGGCGAUCCAGGCGCUGAAGGACAACGGCUUGACGGCGGCCAACAUAAAUUAUGGAUACAUUGGAGAAGUAUCACGCACCGAGUCGGACUCCGAAGCGAGGGACUUCGUCCGACUCCCGCGCGGGGCGAAGAGGGGCGCAACGUCUUCGUCGCAGGGCGCGCCAAGGCCGCCGGAGGGCGACGAGGACGAAGAGGCGACCUCGCACCCGGAGGAAGGGGAGCCCUCGAGGGGAGAGGCCGAGCCGCAGCCCAAGCGGCUGCGCCCGACUAUCCUUGAGGGUUCCAUAAAGCUCCAGCGCCCUCUGAAGGACGCCAUCGAUGCUGGGGCCCGAGCCGGUCCUGGCGUGAAGGCGAUCCCCACGGUGAAGUCCAAGAGGAAGGUCUUGGCAAGACCCGCCUCGAUUGGGGCGGAUGCUACGAGGGCGGCCGAGGCGAGGAAGGCGGCCGACCUGAAGAAGGCCGCAGAAGCGAAGAAGGCGCCCUCCGACCCUAUGGACACGGGGUCAGCUCGGGAAGAGCCUGUCGCUGCGAGCAAGGCGGGGGAUGCGAGCGCCGGCCGCGUCGAGCCCGUUGUCAAGAUCUUCCCCUUGGCCAGCGUGGGUCGCGGGGGCGCGGCGAGCGCAACGAUGGGACCAGGUGCCGCUCCCCCGGUGGUAGAGGAGGAGUCGGCAGACGUCGGGUCGACUGAAGCCCAAGGGGCAGAUGUCGUGGCGCCCGAGGUCGAAGAAGACACCGCCGAGGAGGGCGGCCUUUCGGCGCCGAUGAAGGAGCGCCGGUCCAAGGCCACUAGGGACCGAGUCCGUCCUCCGCCUUCGGCUCUGACUUUUACUGAGCUCCACACGGCGCUCGGUGAAGUGCAUGUGGCGGAGGUGAAGCGACUGACGGCGCUUGUGGAGGAGGCAGCGCAGAAAAACCGCAAGCUCAUUGCCCUAGGCACCGAGUUCCGGGCGAAGCAGGCCGAAGAGGAGCGAAAGAAGGCGAAGGCGGAAGUGGCGGACCUGACGAAGGUCCUGGAGGACAAGGGCCGGGAGCUGGAGGACGUCAUCACGGAGUACAAGGGGAAGCUGGAGGCCGCGACAGAGGCGCGGGAUGCCGCGCGGGGGGCCACCGCAGCCCUGCGAGAAGAAGUUGCGGCCUUGAAGCUGCAACACGCCAAGGAGUUGGCCGCGGAGAAGGAGGCGUCCGAGGGCAUCGUCCUGGCGGUGUGA